Molecule: messenger RNA, 3011 nt
Organism: Tuber aestivum (summer truffle)
Lineage: Eukaryota; Fungi; Ascomycota; Pezizomycetes; Pezizales; Tuberaceae
Source: the annotation of a GenBank genome assembly
ACCGCCACGGCCCGCAAGAGCUUUACCCCUUAUGCCUGUUUGAUAACCCCUAACCACCCGCAUAACUUUAAUUGAGAACUCUUCUCUCAGCUUGCCCGUCAUGGGCGGUUCCGAAAACGAAUCAGUUGGUUCUGGUCAACUGUCCACUCGCGGUUUCCGUAUACAUUAUCGAAAGACCCUUCCGAUUGCAGCUCGUCCCGGUUUGGCUGCUUGGAGUCCGCAGCUUGAUUUGAUAGUAAUUGUCACUUCCAAUGAAAACAUCCUGCUCUACCGUAUGAACGGACAGAGAGUUUGGGGUGUCGCGCACAGAAAGGAAAAAUUAGCUUCGGAUGUCCGGGUGGAAAGGAUGCAAUGGCGUCCAGAUGGUUUGUCUACGCAUCAGAGAGCUACUUCUAUUGGUUUUCUCGGUCCGCUUACUCGGCUAACCCUCAUUUCAGGGAAAAUGUUGGCUUUAGGAUAUAGCGACGGCUCCACACGAAUAUACGACGUGAACAAUGGCAAACAAAUCCAUCGUAUCACCUCAGAAGUGUCAAACUUUGGAAAGGUGACCUGCGUAGGGUGGGUUGAUAACCAUUCGGACUCGAGGUCUCCUGGUCAAGCCUCAGAAACUAAGUCAACAGAGUGCACACCUCAAGCACUGUUUGAUAUGGAUAUCGGCCAGAUGUUGCCCCGAUUGAGUGUUCUGCCCUCCUCUGCUGGGAAGUACGUGUUACUCCUCAUCCCCUUCGCUGAGAGGGAAUGCUCACAAUCGCUAUAGCGAAAGCACUUUCACCUCCAAGGUUACACUAGACGCUUUAAUCAACUCUGUUACUAAGACCGGAGAGGGAAAGAAUCUGGAUGUUUUACUCAUUGGUGAGGAGGAUGGAAAGAUACUUUUAAAGUGGGCAGAAUCCAAACAUCUGGUGGAUUGAUUGAUUGCUAAGGGUUUCAAGUGUGUUUGACUCUUUCCUGAUUGGCACUAUGGAUCUAUCGUCACUUUCAGACAGGCUUCGGCCUUCUUCUAGGGUAUGUUCCUGGAUCGAAAUAAGUUGCUUAUAUUUGAUCAUUCUAAUUUGGACCUAGCUUCUCCGACAUACAGCUUCUCCCGAUCUUUCUACACACUCUCUUCUCAUAGAAGAUGUGCAAAGCGAGAAUAUAUUGUUUGCGACGAUGGAUAUAUUAUUCAUUCAACAGUUUGGUCAAUAUCUAUUCCAACUUGCUUCGACUUCCACCAGAGUUCAAGCGCUGCUCCGGUAUAUAAAAGAAACCGUUGUGGCCUUGGAAGCCGAGUUUAAGGCCAUGAAUGAUCUGGCUCAGCGUUACGUCAGCAUCAUAGACGAGGACGUGAAAAAACAAGGGAGUGAGGUAUCUCUCGAGUUUUUCGAGCUUCUUGUGACCGGAGUGCCUAGCGGUAUCCUGAAAGAAUGGCUGGUCGAUGUGUUGACCGAAAGGGUAACGACACCCUCCCUUUCUUCCCCUCUCUUUCUUCUUUUUUAGGCAGUACGUUAACACCUGAGUGGCAGGGCCAAAAAAGAUGGGAGAAAAGUUCUAUGAAUGGGUAUGAAACGCUCCGAAGGCUAGUACACGAGAACCUUCUACCGACUUGCGAAAGAUUGAUUGUCUUAUUUUGCCGCCUACGAGGUUUGGCUAGAUGGUGUGUCUUUGGUUGGCUCCUAAUUUCGUGGCUCAAGAUUAAAUCUUUCUAGGAAAGAGCGAGGGAGCCCUCUAGGUUUGGAUCCAGACGACUUCACCCGUUGCUUGGACGUUGUCUCAGGCCUAACUGUCUUCGCGCAUGAGUUCCUCUUAAAGCUCAACAGAGAAUUAGAACACUAUGACGCUUUUGCUUCAUGGCUCAGGCACACACUAGACGAAUUGGCCACUGUCAUUAAUAUCGAUGACAAACCUCCAGAAGACCCCCAGAUUGACACCCUCAGGGUUUCCGAAUACAUUAGCGAAUAUCUCAAAGAGUCCUCCUUACGGCACUUUUUCCGUUCUGCGAAAGGUCCAACGAUUAGUGAAUACAAGGGAAAGGGAGAGAGCAUCUUUGAACUUUAUGCUAGGCCUAAAACUAAAGACACCGAAUUUCCGGGCUUCUUUGAGCUGACAGAGUACCUCGAGGAUCUUUGCAAAACUGUAUUCGCCAAACCCCAACAGGCAAUGAGACAACAACUAAGAGUCGGGAAGCCAGUGGUCAUCUCAGACCAUAACAAAGGCAUGGGGGACAUGAGGAUGGUGACCAAGGAGGGGAAGCCAGUCGGAUAUUUGGCUUUCCGAGGGGGUGAUGGCAAUGAUCUCAUAUUAAUACGAUGUGACAUAUCAAUCGUAGGAGGAUUGAGCUCUGUUUUGAAGACCGGAUGCGCUAGGGUUUCGCUAGCUGCUCAGGAAGGGAAAGGAAGUCUGAUAGACUUUCAGUUUGUUGACGACGAGACAAUAAUUCUCUUAUUUGCUGGCCGAGGUAUCAGACGCAUUCCAAUUCCCACUCCCAAGUUUAAUAUGCUGAGCCAAGAUAUUCCACCCCAGAUGGCCACAGCUCUGAGAUGAUGACAAUCGCUUGCAAUGCAAUCAAUUACGAUGAAGACUAUGACCCGGAGGAUCUUGCCGAGAGCGUCUGCUCAUACGCGGAUAGCCUCGACGGCCAAAGUAUUGAUAUUGUGAGCAGGCGUGUAUUCGAUCCUGGAUUCACGCCUUCUCAACUCACGGUCAACGGGAGGAAGGGGAGACGGGUGGGGUGUGUUGUGGCGGAAGACCGAGUAACAUAUUUAGUUUUCGACAUAGAUCAAGGAGAAGAUGGCGACGAUCAUGAUCGUGAUGAUGAUGACGAUGAUGAUGAGGAGGAGGAUGGAGGGAUGGCUGUCGAUAACGGGGAGGAUGCAAGUGAUUAUGAAUAAAGCAGCAUACAGAUGGUGGUGCUGGGGUUGGGUUGGCGAGCAGAUGGAAGCCGAUAUCUGUUACCCGUAUAUUCACCUUGUUUUUAUAGAUGGUUACUCUGCGUGCUCUAGAUAAAGCAUUAUUAAAAGUAUAAAUAUUGCUCU